AGGAACGUUUCAUGAAAACACCGGUGUGAUACCGCACUUUCUAGAAGCUUCCAGGAAGCACACGUUUAAAAGAAACACUGGUGCGAUACUGUAAAUUCUAAAAGCGUUCCAGCAGAGCACAUGUGACGGAAACCUACCCUCAGAUUCAGAAGAGAGCUACCUUGUGCACAGUUAAGUAACGUAAUGGCAGAGAAUUCUUCAGACCAGGCAGCCACGUCUGUCACGUCCACAGGAGGGGACGACAUCACUCCGAAUAAGGAUGGAGGGGUGCUGAAGAAGAUCCUCCGACAAGGCGAAGGGGAAGACAGGCCUCUGGCUGAAGACAAAGUGUCCGUGCAUUAUGUGGGCACCCUGACGGAUGGCACUAAGUUCGACUCAAGCCGAGACAGGGACGACAAGUUCGAGUUUACACUCGGCAAAGGGCAGGUGAUCAAAGGCUGGGAUCUUGGUGUAGCUACGAUGAAGAGAGGAGAACUGGCUCAACUGACAUGUAGGCCACAGUAUGCCUAUGGCAAAAGAGGGAGUCCACCUAAGAUUCCAGAGGAUGCCACACUGAUUUUUGAGGUGGAACUACUGGACUUCUUUGGAGAAGACAUAAGUGAAGAAAAAGAAGGUGGUAUUGUGCGCCGUGUUAUAAAGAAAGGUGUCGGAUAUGACAGGCCAAAGGAAGGAGCGAUUGCAGAAAUUCAUCUGUUGGGUACUUACAAUGGAUUAGUGUUUGAGGACAGAGACGUACAAUAUAUUGUUGGUGAAACCGCUACAGACCAUGGAGUUGUUGAGGGAGUCGACUAUGCUGUCACCAAAAUGAAGGCAGAGGAAAAGUGGAGAGUCCAGCUGAAAUCACAGUUUGCAUUUGGAAAUGAAGGGAAGAAAGACUUCAACAUUCCUGCCCGUGCUCAGGUGGAAUAUGAGGUGGAGUUGAAGAACUUUGAAAAGGUGAAAGAGUCAUGGCAAAUGGACACCAGAGAAAAACUAGAGGCCUCAGACAAAGUCAAGGCCAAGGGUACCACAUUUUUCAAGGGAGGGAAGUACAAGGAGGCUGUGACACAGUACAAGAAGAUACUGGACUACUUAGAGUUUGAUGCAGACCGGAUAGAAGAUGAGGAGGACAAGAAGAGUGCAGGACAGCUGAUGUUGGCAGCUCAUCUCAACUUGGCUAUGUGCUACCUGAAGACAGAUGAACCUUAUGAAGUUAUAAACCACUGUAGUAAGGCUCUGGAGAAGGACCCAAACAAUGAAAAGGCAUUUUUUCGGCGAGGACAAGCUAGAUUUACCAUCCGGGACUACGAGGAAGCCAGGAGUGACUUUAAUGCUGUCCUGAAGAUUGAUCCCAAUAACAAGGCUGCCAAGAACCAGGUUACCACUAUUCUACACCACCAGAAGAAGGAAAGGGAGCAGGAGAAAAAACUGUAUGGGUCCAUGUUUGAGAAGAUGGCUGCUCAGGGUUGUGAGGUGGACAGUAGAGGUAAACAUGGUGGUGACUCCAACAAACUGGAGGGAAGAGAGAUGGAUGGGGCAGAUAAGGACAUCACCAUGAAAAAUGACAAGGACUCAGCUGCAGGAGAACCUUAAUGCACACAACUAACAUGUACAUGUGUAGGACAGUCCUGUUCCUUUAUCUUUGCACAAUAAUGAUCUUUAUUUGCAUGUGUUAAGGUUUUCAUUGAUGUUGAGACACUGGAACUAGUUGACAAAUAAACAAUAACAGUCUACAUUGAAUUCCGUGUUUCCAUAUUGUCUUAUCGCUAAGAAAUUUUGCUUCAUCCUGAGCAACUUCUUACGAAAGAUUUUUUACAAACUUUGGUAAUGGACUGUAUGCUUUAAUGUGUCUAACUCUAAUGUCAUGACAAUGUCAAAUCUGAUCUCAGUGUACUCUUUGUGCUUUGUUCAACAUUGUACUACUAUAUGUGCUUUAUUAAACAUUGUACUAAGUGCUUUGUUCAACAUUGUACUAUAAUGAUUACUACCAACAACUUUCAUGUGAAAGCAUGACAAGUAAUGCAUUGAUAGCCAGAAUUUGGAGACCUCAUUCCGCCAUUAAAUAUUUAAAGCUUUGAAA
This is a messenger RNA of Branchiostoma belcheri (Belcher's lancelet), 2059 nucleotides long. Its product is annotated as peptidyl-prolyl cis-trans isomerase FKBP4-like. The record is from RefSeq and is a predicted model, not a curated record. NCBI's taxonomy places the organism in Eukaryota, Metazoa, Chordata, Leptocardii, Amphioxiformes, Branchiostomatidae. Bases 184 to 1572 code for a protein of 462 amino acids. The transcript has 10 exons. Gene Ontology annotation, molecular function: peptidyl-prolyl cis-trans isomerase activity; protein binding.